This is a messenger RNA of Trachymyrmex septentrionalis, 2986 nucleotides long. It is a transcript of the gene Gp93, whose product is annotated as endoplasmin. The record is from RefSeq and is a predicted model, not a curated record. Lineage: Eukaryota; Metazoa; Arthropoda; Insecta; Hymenoptera; Formicidae. Gene Ontology annotation, biological process: protein folding. The coding region runs from base 127 to 2523 and encodes 798 amino acids. Gene Ontology annotation, molecular function: ATP-dependent protein folding chaperone; ATP binding; ATP hydrolysis activity. The transcript has 4 exons.
UAUAAUGCGUCGUCGUCACGGCUGUUCCGUGACAGUCGGUGAAAAAACGGCGAAGUAUCGUGUUGGCAGUGUGCGAGUUUGUUGGUGAUUUCUUUCUCGUACACAGUCUUUCACGACGCGACGACGAUGAAGAAACUCUACCUAUUGAUCGCAGCAUUAUUCCUGCUGACAGGAUUCGUCCGGGCCGAGGAUGACGUCGAAGAGAACGCCGGUACCGUGGAGGAUGAUCUUGGAGCUAGCCGUGAAGCAUCGCGAACAGAUCAUGAAGCAGUACAAAGAGAAGAGGAAGCAAUAAAAAUCGAUGGGUUAAAUACAGCUCAAGUAAAAGAACUAAGAGAUAAGGCUGAGAAGUUUGCAUUUCAGACUGAAGUUAAUCGCAUGAUGAAACUUAUUAUUAAUUCUCUCUACCGUAACAAAGAGAUCUAUCUCAGAGAAUUGAUCUCAAAUGCAUCUGAUGCAUUGGAUAAAAUUAGGUUAUUGUCUCUCACUGAUAAAGGUGUCUUGGAUACAAAUAACGAAUUGGCUAUCAGAAUAAAAGCAGACAAGGAAAACAAAGUAUUGCACAUAAUGGAUUCUGGUAUUGGUAUGACAAAGCAAGAUCUAGUAAAUAAUCUUGGAACUAUUGCAAAAUCUGGCACAGCAGAGUUUCUGGGAAAAAUGCAGGACGUCACUAACUCUCAGGAUAUGAACGAUAUGAUUGGUCAGUUUGGCGUGGGCUUUUAUUCCGCGUAUUUGGUUGCGAAUAUCGUCGUUGUGACCAGCAAGCAUAACGACGAUAAACAGUAUAUUUGGGAAUCUGAUAGCUCUAACUUCAGCAUUGUUGAAGAUCCUCGAGGAGAUACCUUGAAGAGAGGAACGACUGUAAGCUUACAUUUGAAAGAAGAAGCAUCGGACUUCUUAGAACCAGAUACGAUAAAGACCUUAGUGAAGAAAUAUUCGCAGUUCAUCAAUUUCCCUAUAUAUUUGUGGAAUAGCAAAGUUAUACAAGUCGACGCGGAAGAAGUGGAAGAAGAUAAGCCUGCGAAAAAAGAUGCUGAGAAAGAUGAGGACACUGACUCAGACAAGGAGGAUGAAGAGGAUGACGCUAAGGUGGAAGAGGAUGCGGACGAGAAGAAAUCUAAGAAAGUAGACAAGACUGUAUGGGAUUGGGAAUUGUUGAAUGACUCGAAACCCAUUUGGACGAUGAAACCAAACGAAGUUGACGAAAAGGAAUAUAUUGAAUUCUACAAGACACUCACCAAGGAUAAUCAGGAACCUCUAGCGAAGACACAUUUCGUUGCUGAGGGUGAAGUCACAUUUAAAUCUGUUUUGUUUAUCCCGAAGGUUCAACCGGGUGACAGUUUUAAUCGUUACGGUACAAAAUCUGACAACAUCAAGUUGUACGUCAGGCGAGUUUUCAUCACUGACAAGUUCACCGACAUGAUGCCGAAUUAUCUAUCUUUUAUUCGGGGUAUUGUGGACAGCGAUGAUCUACCACUCAAUGUUUCGCGUGAGAAUCUUCAGCAGCACAAAUUGAUCAAGAUUAUCAAGAAAAAACUCAUCAGGAAAGUAUUGGACAUGAUCAAGAAGAUUCCCAAAGAGAAUUACGAGACAUUCUGGAAGGAAUAUAGCACAAAUAUCAAGUUAGGCAUAAUCGAGGAUCCUCAGAAUCGUGCGAGAUUGUCCAAGAUCUUGCAAUUCCACUCGUCGACGCAGAAGGAAAUGACCUCCCUGUCUGAAUAUGUAUCCCGUAUGAAGCCCAAUCAACAGCAUAUCUACUACAUUGCUGGUGCAUCCGAGGACGAGGUAAAGAAAUCGCCAUUCGUCGAACGGCUGGACAAAAAGGGCUAUGAAGUAUUGUAUCUGACGGAGGCAGUGGACGAGUAUGCGAUAUCGGCAUUGCCGGAAUUCGAUGGUAAAAAGUUCCAAAAUGUAGCAAAAGAAGGUUUCACGUUGGACGAGGGCGAACGAGCGAAGGACCGAAUGGAACAAUUGAAGACAACAUUUGAGCCUCUAAUCAAGUGGCUGAGCGACAUCCUGAAGGAUCACAUCAGCAAGGCGCAAGUGUCUGAACGUCUGAUUGAUUCUCCCUGUGCCUUGGUCGCCAGUAUGUUUGGCUGGACCGGCAAUAUGGAACGUUUGGCAAUCUCGAACGCACACCAGAAGUCCGAUGAUCCACAGAAGAGUUAUUAUUUGAACCAGAAGAAGACUUUGGAGAUCAAUCCAAGGCAUCCACUCAUCCGAGAAUUGCUACGCAGAGUCGAGGUUGACUCGACCGAUCAGACAGCUAAAGACAUCGCCCUGAUGAUGUUCCGUACGGCAACUUUGCGAUCGGGCUAUAUGUUACGAGAAACCGCUAGUUUCGCAGAUAGUGUGGAACAAUUGAUGAGGAAAAACUUGGGUAUCUCCUUGGACGAAAUCCCUGAGGAAGAGGAAUUGCAGGACGAGGAAUUAGCAAACAGCGAGAAGGUGUUAGAUGUGGACUCUGAUGACGAAAAGAAGGAAGAGGAAGAGGAAGAAGACGAGAAACAUGAUGAAUUGUAAUAAUAGAAGGGAAUGUAAAAUUAUAUUCAAAAGACUUGUUCUAGAAGCGUAGCUAUACAAUGUAUAGUUAUCUCGAAUUCUCCCAGGAGGUGAUCUUUAUUAUCGCAAGUUUGUAAACAAUUUAGAUUGUACAACUUAAUAAGUUUGUUAAUUUUUCUGAUAUCGUAGAAAUUUUUUGUAAUUGCCAAGUGAUUGAACAGAAGGCAAAAUGUUUCUUAAUGUUUCUAUAUGAAACUGCAUAAUAUUGUCAUCCUUUUGUUCAUGUCUUAUUGAUACCAGUUAAAUUGUAGAUUUUGAAGCGAUUUAAAUAAUUUACAAUUUUUCAUUUUGAUCUUCCAUAUCUUUUUAGUAACGUGAAAAGAGCUGACUGAACGUUACUGACGUAUGGUAUGUUUGUGAUAUGUGUGAAUGUAUUUGUACAUGAAACUUACAAAAAGUAUAUUAAAAUGAAGUAUAUCUACUA